Molecule: messenger RNA, 531 nt
Organism: Manduca sexta (tobacco hornworm)
Lineage: Eukaryota; Metazoa; Arthropoda; Insecta; Lepidoptera; Sphingidae
Product: ras association domain-containing protein 10
Exons: 5
Coding region: 19-531 (170 amino acids)
Source: RefSeq, a predicted model, not a curated record
AGAUUUUGAAGUCUAUCGAUGUUGUCAACAUAUGAGGUGACCAUGGAGGCGUCGUCUUCGGACUACAGCGAUGAAGAAGUGGGCGUGCUGGCUCAUGGCCAGAAACUGUGGGUGAGAGGAGUAAGAUCCCACACCACUUGCGCUGACAUAGUGAGGGCAUUGCAGGACGCGCCUGAAGCUGGAGGAUUAAGUGAGCAUGGGGAAUGGGUGCUAGCAGAGCGGUGGCGAGGCGUAGAGCGACCGCUUCCACCAGAUGUUCCAGUCUUGCAUGUUUUGGCAGCGUGGGGGGACGCACGGCAUGAGGUGCGUUUAUCCUUACGCCGCGUGUCAAGCGGCGGCGAGGAUGACUCAGGGAGGGACAGUGAUGGGGGCAGCCGGGGAGGGGCGAGGCGGAGGAGGCGGAGAGGUGUCAGGGCGGCCACACCGCCUCCUCGAGCGAGGAGCGAGGACCCCGCAGCCAGGCUCGUCUCCAUCAUACAACACCAAAGCAGGACCAUACACCAACAACUCGACAAAUUAAGUUCAUACUAA